UUCUUUUUACUAUUUUACCUUGACUCAUGUACUACUUGACAUGGGAAAAAAUAUGGCUAGUGGCUGAGUAUUCCACGUGGGACUUCAUAUUUUCUACUUGUUUAACUUGAGAAAUGCAAUUUGUAAGGGUUUUAUGAUUAAUCGAAACAAUGGUUCAGGCAUUAGAUGAAAUAAUAUCCAAAGAUUUGCCCCAGGCAUUUCAACUGUUACGAGAGAUGAAUGAGAGUGUGCAGCAAGUUACACAGUUAGUUGACAACAUGCUUGCCCGGGUGAAAAGAGGAGAAAUUUCCACAGACAAAGGUUUGAGCUUUUUAGAAAUGAAGUAUCACAUGCUUCUGAGCUACCUCAUCAACCUGACAUACGUUGUCUUGCGAAAGUGUUCUGGUAAAAUGAUUGAAGGAGAUCCAGCCAUAGAUCGUCUGGUUGAAAUACGCACAGUACUGGAGAAAAUGCGUCCCAUCGAUCACAAAUUGAAACAUCAAAUUGACAAAUUAGUGAAGACUGCAGCUACGGGCCCUACAGGAGGAUCUGAUCCAACUCACUUCCGUGCACAUCCGGAAAACAUGAUAAGUAAGGUGGAUGAUUCAGAAGAAAGUGAGUCAGAUGGUGAAGAUGAUAAGGCAGACAAUAAACAAGACAAGAUGAAGAAGGGAGUGUAUGUCCCACCCAAACUUGCUGCUGUUCAUUAUGAUGGUGAUGAGAGUUGGUUGGAGAAACAGCAACGUGCUCUUGAACGUGCUAGAAAACGGGCCUUGGGCAGCUCCGUAAUGCAGGAACUGCAAGAAGAGUACUUCGAUCGCCCGUCAGAAGUAUCGCAUCGUGACGUAGCUAAGGCAACGCUGGCGCAACAACAUCGCCAUAAGGAGGAGUAUGAGGAGAGCUACUUUACGCGACUCCCGACGACAAAACAAGAGCAUCACAGGGGUCGCAAAAUUACCACACUUGGUACCUUAGGGGAUGAACUUACCCGGUUUGGGGAUUUUCGUGCUCUUGAAGGAGGUGCAGGUGCAUCUGGACCUUCAGGGGCUCCAAAGAAAAGAACAAAUUUCAGAGGAACAAAGAAUUUUAAGAAGAGGCGACUCCACUGAGCCCUGAUUUGUGUCAUCUGACUAGCAGCGCCAUUUUGUUCGGACAUCUCUUUGUUCUCAUCGCAUAACAGAUAUGUGCAGUUCAGAAUGGAAGGUUUGUGGUGAAUAAUCAAUUAGAAGCUGCUUUGAAAAGUGGGACCAUCUCAGAGGAUUGCCAGAGCUGUGGUACAUUGAUUUUUUCUUAACAUUUGUUACAUUUCACACAUCUUUUCAUUUUUGCUUCCUUCUUUACAUACAGUCUACGGAGUAUUUUGUGUGGUAUUUAUGUUUAUCUGCAGUUGGGUACUAGUGGAAAUUGGAUCUGGCAAUCGUAUUUUAGUGUAACUAAUUUCUAACGAUUCUUUGGUGAUUAGUUUACCAUUUAAUGUGCAGUAAACCCACAAUUCAAUGGAUUAAUACGGGGGAGGGGGUGCCUGGUAAUGCUGAUCGUUUGUUAGAUUGCAUUGUUAUUUUUACAAUGCCAGUAAUGUGUCCUUAGACCAUAAUUUCCAUUAGGAACACCAUUUUUUCAGUUAAUAAUAUAAUGUGCACGUGUACAAUAGCACAAGGUUCAUUACACACUACAGUGUGAAGAGAUAAUUAAGUGCAAAAAAAUCCAGUGGUAAUUAUCAGGCAUUUUUUAUUUUAAUAAAGUCUUUUAAAACUGAAAAUGUCUGCUAACACCAUGUGUCCAUUAAAUCGAUGGUUUACUGUAUCGUGUCUUUCAUCUUCACUGUGGAAAAAUAAUGGGAAAAUACCAAUCCUUGUGCCUGGACAGGAUUAUUAACCGUACAAUACAGUUAACAUUAUAAAAUCUACUCCUAAAACUAAAAUUUUAAACAAAGCUAUGAUAUGUCUGUCCUGAUUAAAAGCCAUGCCUUGAGAUUUGUGUAGGUGAGCCAUAUUCAUUCUCUUCUCAAGCAGAAUCAACAUGGCACCAUUAGCAUUUGUGUCUUGACUUGUAUGCAGUGACAAGUGCGUGCAAGACACAGAUUUUUAUUUGAGUCUUACUACUUAAUAUCUUCACUAUUUGGAAGUGUUCAGUUUGUAUAACCAUAGAUGAUUGCUCCUGAAUAGAACAGUAAUUGUAAUAAUUUAUUAUCUUGGCAAGUUAUUUCAUACUUGCACGUACAAUAGUUUAGAGAAGUACCUCAUUCAAUAAGGAAAUCAGGAACUCUCAUCCAGACAUUGUCUUUGAGUAGCAGCUUUGGGAUGGAAUGGCUGGACGCAAUAUUGUUACUCGUCAUUUUUUCCCUUACCAAGACUUUUAUUGUAGAUUAGCAGAAUUUAUUACCAUUCACUAAUACUGGGUUAUUAUUGCCAGGCUAAUCUUGCAGUCUUGCUAGACUUACAGCUUUCAUGAUUGUGAGAAACGUGGAUUGUGAUCUUCUGGUUUAUGAUACUGUAGUCUUGAAUGUGGUUACCAACAUUUCAGAGGAACAUAUCCCUUGCCUCUUCAGGAAGAUUGUUUGAAAUAUCUGUAACCGGUUGCGAGACGACACGGCCUCGUGACCCAGAACACGGUCUGUAACCUUGUCUUGCUGGAGCCGUUUAGGUGUAAAUAAAAGUAACGUUAUUGUGCGGUUACUCGUUGUUAAUGUCUGUUGUUUUGACUGUCGUCAUGUUGCCGUUGUACGUUGGGGAUGGAGACGAGCUGAAAAUACUAAACUGUCGCUUCAUUGUUACAUCAGUGUCGGCGAGUGACACAGACCAUAGGCCUGUACAGGAUACAUCAAUACAUACUUUUGCAAUUAAAUAUUUUUGAUACCCAGUAGACAACAUUAUUCUUGAGAUUGUUGAAGGAAUUGUAGUGCACGGACAGUUAGUUGCAUUGUGUUAAUAAUGUUUGUGAACAUUACAGUUUAUGAAAACGGAGUAACUUCAGAUGCAACAUCAAAAGAAGUAGUUUCUUCCAUGUGUUGUGCGUAUGUGUUAUCACAUCAUCUUUCUCCUCCCGAGAUGUUUCCACUUCAUGCGAGUCCUCUAUAGGAGCUGAGAGUAGUGCCAAGUAUAACACAAGUGUAUCGUGCCAUACGCAUUUCAACCUCAUGAGGUGAUCAUCAGUGGCAUAUUAAAAUCAGUCCAUAUAACAAUGUGUUGUACAAUACACUGUGUGUGAAGAUGGGGUCUCGCUCCUUUAUGUCGUGUAUGUAAUACCACACUUUUGGUUCAGGAAUCUUUAAAGUCAUAUAUUGACUAGGCUUUGGUAUGGUCGGCUGGGGUUCAGUUCCCAACAGGGCAAGAAUUUACUCUUCAUCUCAAUGCCCAGACAGGAUGUGGUUUGCAUUCAGCUUUCUACCCAGUGGGUACUGGGGUUCUGCCAUCAGGGGUAAAAUGACCAGGGCUUAAAACUGUCCUCUCAUCUCCAUCUAAUGCCGAGGUUAAGAGUGCAUGGAGCUAUACCUCCACUACACCGCAUGUCUGCCUUGCUCACAAAUAUUAAUGUUUUGUGCAGUUUUCCCCUCCAGAUGUGUUAAAACUGUGAACUGGUUAUACAGUUGUGGUUUUUUUUUCCACACUGUCCAUUGGGGCAACGCACAAGCCUUGUUAUUGUGUUCAUACCCAACGCUUGUAAGAAGCUAAUUCUUUUGUGUGAACAGUUGUUGCAUUCUGUUAAUUUCAUGGACACUUUCUAGCCUGCCCGGUAAUAGUUAAUUGAGGCUUGAGUUCUUUGAUUCGUUGUUUCAUGUUGUUAUUUGAAUGAUGGGGCAUUGGUUUUUGUAUUAUGUGACCAUAAACUUGUCUUAUCAUCAGGGUCUCAUAAACUGAGUAGCAGAUAUGCUGCCCUAUUUUACUACCUCAUUCUGACAGAAAAGCACAAUUUUUGUAAAAAUAAUAUUCAUUAAAUGUAAGUAGGAAAAGUGAACAUUUAUAUUUACUCACAUAAUUUAUUUGCCAUUUCGUAUUAUAAUUUGUUUAAUUAAAUGUAUAAUCGUGUGUUAGGAUAUUUAUUAGAUGUUGGUGUUAGGGACGUCCGUCGUUGGAGAAUGUUAACAGUACGAUAUUUAACUUAAUAAUAUGAGCUUGAAUCAUUACAUUUACUGUACCGUGGUGCUGAACUAUUGCAAGUCUUGGGCAUUAUUACAUGACAGUUGACUGCUUCCAGGAUGAAUUCUGGUCGGUCAGGUGCAAGCGAUUGUGAUAUAAAUAUAUGAACCUCCUACGAUUCCUACUCAUGUUGAACUGAAUGUAAGUAUUCAGACUGCCUCCGUUCUACUGUGAUUAACUUACUACAACAUACGAGAAGAAAUAUUACUAUUAUAUUAUCAUGCUACAUAUUUAAUUAUUCAUCUCACUAGUUAUGUGACAGAAAGGAAUAUACAGAAUUAUGAUCUGUACAUCAGUGACUAAUUAGUGGUCAUGGCAAUUUAUAUUACAUGUGUUUGGUAAAUGUUAAAAUAUUGUUGCUCAAAAUGUUGUCUGGUAUGAGCUAUGUGCUAGGAUUAGACAAAUUCGUGUUCGGUGUCCGGAUAAAAUUGUUGGCCGAGGAGAUGACAUCUGAUUCCAGGAUGUCAGAAGCGUAUAGUUUUAUGUCCUCAGCAAGACAAGGUAGGAAGUCGUGGUAAAAGUUGGGUUUCUAAACUCUACUGUUUGCUUUGUUGGGAAGUUUUUCUAGUUUGGUCCCAGGUAACCCAACUUUCACCACACUUCAUAGUUGUGACAUGGUGUGGUCUUGUAUUGUGAGUUACAUUAUGUAAUAUGUCCUGUAGUCUACCAGUUUUCGAGUAUGAAUGAUAAAAUUAACUUCAGGAGUCUUUGGUUGGUAUAUUUGAAGAGAGCUCUUGUUUUUAUUGACUGUGGAGUACUGGUUGCUACAAAAUUUAUGUCUCUUUAUAGUAAGGAACAGUUGUUAUGAAUCAUCAAGUGAAUGCCAAACACACAACAAGAAACAGGUACAGAAGUGUAUCGUUAUUUGAGUUUUUGUGUAUAAAGUUCAAAUAAGCAGUGUGGUCUUGCUGUAAAACACUCGUAGCCAAGAUCUGCACUCAGUUGAAUGAUGCCUUUUCUCUGGGAAGAAACCAACCAAAUGAUUUCCAUUUUCUUCAUUUAUUUAAUGUAUUUGUCACCUCAUUA
This is a messenger RNA of Zootermopsis nevadensis, 5141 nucleotides long. Its product is annotated as neuroguidin. Lineage: Eukaryota; Metazoa; Arthropoda; Insecta; Blattodea; Termopsidae. Gene Ontology annotation, biological process: maturation of SSU-rRNA from tricistronic rRNA transcript (SSU-rRNA, 5.8S rRNA, LSU-rRNA). Gene Ontology annotation, cellular component: small-subunit processome; nucleolus. The record is from RefSeq and is a predicted model, not a curated record.